Molecule: messenger RNA, 3479 nt
Organism: Schistosoma rodhaini
Lineage: Eukaryota; Metazoa; Platyhelminthes; Trematoda; Strigeidida; Schistosomatidae
Source: the annotation of a GenBank genome assembly
AUGAGAAGUGAGUGCAUGACAAAAUUUAGAAAGUUUCGGUUUGUAAGGCAGUAUUUAAUUGAACAAAAUCAAACGACAAAAGUUGUAAACCUCGUAAGACAAAAUAUGCUUCCAAAUGUCUUAUCGACAGCUCCAAAACCCUUACUAUUUUUCAUAGCAGUCAUACUAUCCCUGUACAAAAUUGAGUGCAAAUCGUCAUCAUUGAAUGUCACAGAUCCUGGAACUUGGAAGAGGUUAGCAGAUGAGAGAUUUAAUAAAUUUGAACAAUCAUCAUCUCACUUAUUACUCAAACGAUCAAAAAAUGUCAUCUUAUUUAUUGGUGAUGGUAUGAGCCUGAGCACUGUUACUGGAGCAAGAUAUUUGAAAGCGGAGAAGAUGGAUCUUUUAGGUGGUGAUGUACAACUAGUAUGGGAGAACUGGCCUGUUGCAUCACUUGUCCGUACAUUCAACUCAGAUAGACUGACAACAGAUUCAGGUUCUGCGGCGACUGCCUUUAUGUCAGGUGUGAAAAGCCCUCAUAAAACCGUUGGUAUCACGGGAACAGUGAAGUGCUGUAAAUGUACUGAAUUGAAAGAAUUAGAAAGGGCGAAAUCUUCUAUCAUGUAUGCCUCCAAAGCAGGAUUUUCCACUGGAAUAGUUACAACUGCGAGAGUUACUCAUGCAACACCCGCAGCAGCGUAUGCAAAUAUGUUACAUCGAGAUUGGGAGUCGAAAGCUCCAUCAAACGAGCACGGAUUCCACUGCACAGACGCUGCUACACAACUACUGUCCAACGCUUCUAACGUCAACGUAAUAAUGGGAGGUGGAGCAACCGAAUUCUAUGGUCCGUCAGACAGUACCAUUUUCAACAUGAAGGGGAAACGCUCUGAUUCACGCAACCUCUUACAUAAAUGGAAGGCGAUACAGACUAAAAUGAAUCGCAAGCAUGUUCUCUUACAUACGAACUCUGAGUUUAAACGAACCAACUGGUCUUCGGUUGACUACGUUUUGGGUUUGUUUGCUCCGAGUCAUUUGGCUUACCGACUGGAAAACCAAGACCAACCAAGUUUGGCAGAAAUGACUGAAGCUGCUAUCAAAGUACUUUCGCGCAAUCCUAAAGGAUUUCUUUUGUUAGUCGAAGGGGGCAGAAUCGAUCAUGGGAAUCACGAAAAUCGAGCACAAUACGCGUUAACUGAAACGUUGGAGUUCGAAAAAGCCGUCGAGAAAGCAUUGUCACUUGUUGAUCAACAAGAAACGUUACUAUUAGUAACAGCGGACCAUUCUCAUUCAUACGGAGUUGUCGGCUAUCCGACAAGGAAUACAAGUGUGCUAGAUGUGGAUAAUACUGCAAAAGGAGAUGAUAAUAAAUCAUAUCUCAUAUCCUCCUUUUUCAAUGGACCAAGAGGUAUAUUAGGUGCACCUCGAUCGGAUCCGGCAACAGAAGAUAGGUUCGCAAGCAACUAUACAGCAGAAUCACUGUUUGCUGAAAUAACAAACCAGACUGAUCGUGAUAAUGUUAAAUUUAACUCAACUGUUCAGCGUUUAGAGGAAACAUUAUAUAAACAAAUUGCCGAUGUUGAAAGACGUUUACAACAAAAGAUCAACGAAUUACAGAAUGAAAUUCAAGUAUCUAUUCAACAAUGUCAAGAUGAAAAACGAUCCUUAGAAUCACGUUUGCUUGAUAGUAUACACACGAUAGCAGCAAACCUUGAAAAUCGUAUUAGAAUAGAAAUAAGCGAUUAUGUUAGUAAUAAUAAUAAUAAUUAUAAUAAUGAUGGUGUUGAUGAUGAUGAUGAUGAUGAUGAUGAUGAUGAUGAUGAUGAUGAUGAUGAUGAUGAUGAUGAUGAUGAUGAUGAUGAUGAUGAUGAUGAUGAUGAUGAUGAUGAUGAUGUUGAUGAUGAUGAUGAUGAUGAUGAUGAUGAUGAUGAUGAUGAUGAUGAUGAUGAUGAUGAUGAUGAUGAUGAUGAUGAUGAUGAUGAUGAUGAUGAUGAUGAUGAUGAUGAUGAUGAUGAUGAUGAUGAUGAUGAUGAUGAUGAUGAUGAUGAUGAUGAUGAUGAUGAUGAUGAUGAUGAUGAUGAUGAUGAUGAUGAUGAUGAUGAUGAUGAUGAUGAUGAUGAUGAUGAUGAUGAUGAUGAUGAUGAUGAUGAUGAUGAUGAUGAUGAUGAUGAUGAUGAUGAUGAUGAUGAUGAUGAUGAUGAUGAUGAUGAUGAUGAUGAUGAUGAUGAUGAUGAUGAUGAUGAUGAUGAUGAUGAUGAUGAUGAUGAUGAUGAUGAUGAUGAUGAUGAUGAUGAUGAUGAUGAUGAUGAUGAUGAUGAUGAUGAUGAUGAUGAUGAUGAUGAUGAUGAUGAUGAUGAUGAUGAUGAUGAUGAUGAUGAUGAUGAUGAUGAUGAUGAUGAUGAUGAUGAUGAUGAUGAUGAUGAUGAUGAUGAUGAUGAUGAUGAUGAUGAUGAUGAUGAUGAUGAUGAUGAUGAUGAUGAUGAUGAUGAUGAUGAUGAUGAUGUUGAUGAUGAUGAUGAUGAUGAUGAUGAUGAUGAUGAUGAUGAUGAUGAUGAUGAUGAUGAUGAUGAUGAUGAUGAUGAUGAUGAUGAUGAUGAUGAUGAUGAUGAUGAUGAUGAUGAUGAUGAUGAUGAUGAUGAUGAUGAUGAUGAUGAUGAUGAUGAUGAUGAUGAUGAUGUUGAUGAUGAUGAUGAUGAUGAUGAUGAUGAUGAUGAUGAUGAUGAUGAUGAUGAUGAUGAUGAUGAUGAUGAUGAUGAUGAUGAUGAUGAUGAUGAUGAUGAUGAUGAUGAUGAUGAUGAUGAUGAUGAUGAUGAUGAUGAUGAUGUUGAUGAUGAUGAUGAUGAUGAUGAUGAUGAUGAUGAUGAUGAUGAUGAUGAUGAUGAUGAUGAUGAUGAUGAUGAUGAUGAUGAUGAUGAUGAUGAUGAUGAUGAUGAUGAUGAUGAUGAUGAUGAUGAUGAUGAUGAUGAUGAUGAUGAUGAUGAUGAUGAUGAUGAUGAUGAUGAUGAUGAUGAUGAUGAUGAUGAUGAUGAUGAUGAUGAUGAUGAUGAUGAUGAUGAUGAUGAUGAUGAUGAUGAUGAUGAUGAUGAUGAUGAUGAUGAUGAUGAUGAUGAUGAUGAUGAUGAUGAUGAUGAUGAUGAUGAUGAUGAUGAUGAUGAAACCAGUCAUUUGUGAUGACAAUGAAAAUUCGAAGAUGGCUAUUCUAUGGCAGGUAUUCAGAAGGUAUCAAUUUUUAAAUGAAUCAAACUGCUAUUAACUUUUUCGUGUCAAAAUUCUGUUGACCACUACACUCAUUUUACUACAAAGGCUACUAUAAAUAACUGUGCAUGUCUGUCGACAUAAGCAGCAUACACCAAAACUACAGAUUGUAUUUGAUCUAAUUUUGAGUCACACCAUCAAACUUUAGUAUUGGACGAUGAGAAGUUAGCUACCUCAAAGGUGUAGAUAAGGCAUAUUUUCACUCCUGAUUACUGCGUAACCUGGUGUACUAAUCAAACUAGAUCUAC